AUCGCGAUCCCGCCAGGCGCAUGGCGUCCUGCGCGCUGCCCACGCCCGAUCGCGACGUCACUGCUGCAGGAUCGCAGGAUAACACACAGUGUCUGCUCGCGAAUAUACGGCGUUCGUUUAGUUUUUCGUGCCAUCUCGUGUCGAUUAUUGACUCAAAAGUGGUUUAAAUUGAUGGCCGCACGUCGCAAACGUCAAAGGGUACAGCCAUUCAAUAAACUUCGGUGCAGCAAGACGGCCACUCCGCCUCGACCUACUUGUCACCGGAGAAAACAUUAACUCCGCAAAAUUGCCUAGAUAUAUACAUAUAUUAUCAAUAAAGACGCCAGGGCCGUAUAAGCAGCUUUACGACGUUCAAUCCAAACAUAUCGCGGUGUACUCCGGUUUAAUCUGGGAAAGACAUGUGGAACAUCUCUCGUGCUCACUUGUAUAACAUUGUUCGAUCGAUAAAGCGUCCUUUAACUCGCGAAAUCCAAUUUUAACGUAAAGGAACCACGAUGACGCGACUCGGAGCGGCCUUGUGGGCGACCAUCUUGCUCUGCCGCACUUACGCUUUCGUAUUGGACGGUUCGAAAAAUUCCUACUCGCAAUUUCGUAAGUGGGGAGGCGGGACGAACGGCUCGUUGGAGUUCGAAUUCAAGACUGAACAGCCGAACGGGCUGCUGCUUUACAGCGACGACGGCGGUACCUACGAUUUUUUCGAAAUUAAGCUCGUCGAAGGCGCGCUAAGACUGAGAUAUAACCUCGGAGGUGGCGCUCAAAUUAUCACCAUCGGACGCGACUUGAACGACGGUCAUUGGCACAAGGUGCAAGUCCAGAGACAAGAGGAACGGACCAUGUUGACCGUGGAUGGAGUUUCUCAGAUGCGCACCUCCAGAGGGAAGGAGUUUAACUUUGGCCGCUUCGCCACCAACUCCGACGUUUUCGUGGGAGGGAUGCCGUUGUGGUACAACAGCAAGCUGACCCUGCUCGCUCUGCCCAGCGUCAUCUUCGAGCCUCGAUUCAUCGGAUCGGUGCGGAAUCUGAUCUAUUCGGAUACGGAGGGAGGCGUUCCGAGGCGACAGGAGACCAGGCCCAAGGACCAAAGGUGUGACGGUCCCAUUGUCCCUGGAACUGAAAGUAUAUGCCUCCCGCAAUCUAGGGUUUUAAGGGGAAACAGCAGCGACGCGUGCGAAAUAAGGGACCCGUGUCAACAUGGCGGCAUAUGCAUAUCAACCGAUAGCGGCCCGAUUUGCGAAUGUAGGAAUUCCGAUUACGAGGGGGAGUUUUGCGAAAAAGAUAAGGCGCCUUCGGAGGCCGUAUUCCGGGGCACUGAAUUUUUAUCAUACGAUCUCAGCCAGACCGGGGGAGAGCCCAUUGUCAGCGCCCAAGACACUAUUACUUUGUACUUUAAGACGAGGCAGCCAAAUGGUCUUCUAUUUUACACGGGCGAAGGAAGCGAUUACCUCAACGUCGCAAUAAAAGACGGCUGUCUGAGUCUGACAAUGGGCCUUGCGAACGGAAAACAAGAAAUGCAGAUUAAACCGAACAAAGUCCGAUUUGACGACAAUCAGUGGCACAAAGUGAGCGUUCACAGGAGGAUACAGGAGAUAUCGGCGAUAACCAGCUUUUGUCGGUUGUCCGCCGUCGUCGACGGAGUAUACGCUGAUCACUCCCACAUUGCUGGCAAAUUCACGAUGCUGUCUUCCAGUCGCCUCUACGUGGGAGGCAGCAUCAAUACCAGAGCGCUUCCGGGAGCUAGGGUACACAAUAAUUUCGUCGGCUGCAUGAGAAAAGUCGAAUUCGUGGCGGACACUCUGAGACUGAACCUCUUGGAACUGGGCAGAUCCGGAAGUCACUUGAUCCAAGUGGUCGGCCGGGUCGAUUACAAGUGUCCGACGGGGGAAACGCACGACCCAAUCACAUUUACCACGAGGGAAUCGCACUUGGUUUUGCCGACGUGGAACGCAAAGAAGUCGGGAAAUAUUUCAUUCAAAUUCCGCACUAACGAAGCGAACGGCCUAAUUCUUUUUAAUUCCGGAGCACCGGCCAAACCUGACCUUUUCGCCGUCGAAAUUUACAACGGCCACAUCUACAUCUAUCUGGACUUGGGAGGUGGACUGUCAAAACAGCGUGGUUCACGCAGGCGUAUCGACGACGGAACCUGGCACGAAGUUACAUUCCGGAGGACCGGAAGAGAUUCCCGAAUAACCGUCGACGGUUUUCACACCGAUUUUAAAGCUAUUGGUAAGACCACAAAGGGAUCGACGACAUUAGAACUGGAAAGCAAUUUAUACGUGGGAGGAUUAGGACCCCCGUUUUCCGAAAUACCCGUCUCUCCCGGUCUCUGGACCGCCGUCCUGCAGCAGGGUUUCGUCGGAUGUUUCAAGGACCUCGUUAUGAAUAAUGAACCCGUCGAUGUUGCGAGUUUUGCGCGUGACCAAGAUUCCGGUUCAAUCCGCACACUAUGCCAUACUCAACCUCAACAGUGUCCGUCGCAGCCCUGCCUGAACGGCGGAACUUGCAUGGAAGGCUGGAAUCGGUUCAUUUGCGAUUGCACUAAUACCAUGUUCAGCGGCCCGACGUGUGGAAAAGAAGCAGCCACGCUCAGUUUCAACGGAUCGCAACACAUGGCCGUAACAAUGGAUUCGGAAAUGGUAACGCAAACGGAAGAUAUUAUAUUGAGAUUCAGGACGAGUAAGCCCUUGGGAUUGUUGCUGAUCUCGUCUACGGCCGACACGGGCGAUAGGAUCGAGUUGGCCGUGGCCGCGGGUCGAAUCAGACUCGCCCUGCGAUUGGACGUCAAGGAGCGGAAAAAAGAGGACCGGGAAAAGGAUAAGAUUUUACUUGCUGGUCAAAAUGUCAACGACAACGAGUGGCAUACCGUCAGAUUUUCGAGACGUGGUGCCAACCUGAAGCUGCAAUUGGAUAACCAGUCACCGAUCCGAGCGGAAAUUCAAGGAAAGUACACGACUCUCCAAUGGAGAACCAUCCACAUAGGCGGAUUGUAUCACGCAGAGGAGGAAAUAAGCAUGACGACUACAGUUCCGAAUUUUAUAGGCGAAAUUCAGCAGUUUUAUUUCAACAACAUUCCUUACAUCGAAUUGGCCAGAGCCUUGAGCACGGAGCAGUCCAUUUCAGGGUUUCCGAAGAUACGAGUGGCGGGAAAAUUUGUAAAACACGCGACCGACAACCUCCACCGACCCGUGACAUUUCGCUCCAAGCACACGUUCAUCGGUCUUCCGAUGCUACGAGCGUAUUCGAGCAUUCACAUCGACUUCAUGUUUAAAACUCGGGAGGCCAACGGACUCAUCAUGUUCAAUGGCGGCAAGAAGGAGGAUUUCCUCGCUGUCGAGAUGCUCGACGGCCACAUCAACUAUAUCGUUAAUGUGGGAGACGGCACUGUAACGUUACGGGAUACCGUCAGAAAUCACCUAAACGACAACAGAUGGCACACCGUCGGGAUUCGCAGACCAUCAGCUAGGCAACACACGCUCAUGGUCGAUGACGACAUAGUGGUCGCGACAAAUUACGGCAGCGGAAAUUUGGAACUAGACGGCAUUCUGUAUUUGGGCGGGGUCUAUAAGGAUUUGUACCCCCAAUUACCGCAAGACGACGUUAAAUCGAAACACGGCUUCGAGGGUUGCAUAGCCGGCCUGGAUCUCAACGGGGAAUCUCCUAAUAUCGUUGAAGACGCGGUCGUUCACAGUUCUCUGGUAACCGCUGGAUGCGAAAGUCAAUCGGCAAAAUGUAGUCACAAUGUGUGUGCGAACGCCGGCAUUUGCGUCCAACAGUGGAACGCCUACACGUGUGAUUGCGACCUGACGUCAUUCACAGGACCCACUUGUUCCGAUGAAUCGGUGUCGUACGAGUUUGGACCGAAUCCAGGAAUAAUAACGUACACAUUCCCGGAAGAUAACCGGCCGGAAAUGCAAGAGGACGCGAUCGCAAUCGGUUUUAUAACAACCAAAUCGGACGCUGUGUUGUUGCGGAUUACUAGCGGCACCUCCAACGAUUACAUAGAGAUGUAUAUCGUCGAAGGCAACGUUUUCGUCGUGUAUAACUUGGGCACGAACGACCAUCCGCUGGGGGAAAUUUCCGUCAAGGUCAACGACAAUCAGUACCACGUGGUCAAGUUCCACAGGCACGGACACAACUCCACCUUGCAAGUGGACGACUACAACGUUCAGACCAGCUACCCUGCAGGCGAUCAGCUGAAGGUGUUCAACACCCAGUCGCAGAUACAAAUAGGAGGUAAAUGGAGUAGGGGUAAGAAACGCAUCGAGCGGCCUUUUUCGGGGAUCAUUUCGGGCGUCGUCGUAAACCGGUUGAGGAUUUUGGACUUGGCCGCCGAAAAAGACGUUCACGUAUCGAUAAGGGGCGACGUGGCAUUGGUAUCCGGAAUUCUCGAUCGCCAUGACCAUUUGCAGAAAAUGCAACAGACUCCUCCUUCUGGGUUUCCCGGUUUAGAGGAUGACCUCAUCUUUAGCGGGGCCGGAUCUGGUUGUAACGGUGACGACGAGGACGAGUGUCCUCCCCUGCCGGAGGUAGGCUCAGGAGAUGACGAUUUGAUCACUCCGGUCUACGUGCCGCCCACCAGACCGCCCCCGACGGCGAAACCCAAGAAAAUUCCGGACGAAGGAAAAGGAUGCGACGAUGACGACGACUGUAUCGCCGGUUCGGGUUCGGGGGAAAACACUGAGGACCCGUUUACAAGCAGUAAAGCGACAGGUGUUACGGAGGUCACGGACUCCACUUUCACGCCGGUAGACAAUUCGAGUACCAAAAUAGUCACCGAGGAAGGAUCUACGACCAGCAUCGUCCACCACACGACCUUCGGGGUCGGGUACACCAACACGUCUACCGAAAGCGGAGUCAGUUCGACUCCCAUUCAAAUCACGACCAAAUCCCACGUUCCGACUACUUACGUAUCGACCGAAAUGACGUAUAUGACGUCCCCGCCGACCACCAAGACCACCGAGAAGUUUAUAGACUUAUCCAACGAGAUAAACAACAAACCGAAACUACCCCAUCUGGCGGAAAAUUAUCCGCACUUCCCCAACAAACCGAUCCCGCCACCCAUCAACUCGGAAACGUCGGAAACGGUGGCGCUGAUCAUCGGCAUCAUAGCCGGAGCUUUGAUAGCCGUCAUCCUCAUCAUACUGAUCAUACUCAAGUUCAAAUCGCGUAGCGAUAUAUCGUUCAAAGUGGACGACAGUAAAGAGUACCCCCACGGACCUGGUGCCGCUUUGCUGGGCAGCACGGGUUCGAGUACCAACGGCCAGACCCAGUACCAGUUGAACGGGAACCUACGCAACGGGGACAAAGGGCAGCCGCAGCAACAGAAGACGAAAAAACGCGACAGCAAGGACAUCAAGGAAUGGUACGUGUAGACAGUGAAGUGCUUAAACAACGGUGACUCCGAGCCAUAAAAGUUAAACCGGAAGGGAAAAGAUUGCGUGAUUGCGGAAUGUAUCUAAUUGCGUGACUGGGGUGUGGGCACUGCAGGAUUUUUUUUUGUUUGUUCAUCUACUCUGAGCUCGACGGAAACAUUACGAAAUACUUAGCUGGGUUCAUAAAUCUUGACCACCUUAGGACGAAAAAAAUACCAAGUUUAAAUGGACUUUAAACCUGUAAGAUUUUUUGAACCCAUGGAGAUAUCAAGCAUUUUUUGAAUCGAAUUAUAUGUCGAAAUUAUUCAAGUUGGAAAUGUCAUUGAUUGAAACUGAUUGAAAACGAUGUAUUGUGUGACAGGCAAAGUUUGCUAUCUAAACAAAGCUAUUUAACGGAGUUCGUGUUUAUUUAUGAUUUAUUUAGUAUUUUAUUGAAAAUAAAAUUAUAAACUAUAAAUUGUGACAGUCCUCGUUAUAAACACAUUUAGUAUUUGAAAGUGUUUUUUUUUAAGAGACGCCAACCAAUUACAGGUAGUAAAAUGGUACAGAAUGUUUUCCGUAUUUAAUAAUAAAAGAACACACAAAAAUUGGAAUAUCGGUGAAAGUCGUCCGCAUUGGUAAAAGAACUCUUAAAAAUGUCAACCUACAAAAUAGGUGUGCUAUUGAAUCCGUCUGGGUCUAAUACGGCUCCUCGAUUUUCCAGACACAGUUGGUUUUGUAACGUUGUAUAGGCAUCCACCAAAACGGCCUAGACCCAUGUUUAAAAUUUUUAUACAAACAAAACAACAAAAUUAAUUAUUUAAUUUGUUUACUUUUUAAUUAAAAUGUAAGACGAAAAGGUUUUUUCUUAAACUGAAUAUCGUAGUCGACAUUUUAGAAAUUUUAAAAUGAUUAAAUAGAAAUAAAUUAUAUAAGCAGUUAAAUUUACAGUUACAAAUAACAAUUUUGUUGGAGUUUAAACAGUUUUUAAAUAACUAUUAAAGGAAUCGUGUUAUAGGGGUGGAAUGACCAGCUUUCUGGAACGCUUUCUAUUUUUUUCAGAUUAUUGCUGUAAAAAAAAAUAAAUAAAUAUUACCAGUAAAAAAUUACGUCACUAACCUAAAGGUUUGAUCUAUUGUUAAUUAAUUAAGUGACAGUUUCUAUUAAAAAUAGAUGAUCCUGCCUUAGUUAAAAUGUAAAAAAACUCAUGUUUUUCAAUUUUCAAAAUGAUAUUGGGCGACGUUUCCUAGAGCUCGAACGAUGUUAUGCGUUAACGAAAGUUGUUGAUAUUUCGAUGUUGAGAAAUGAUUCGGGCGCAAAUUUGUAAAACCCUCUCUGUGGUCCGUUGAAAAACUUCCGCUUACUUGUGCUUAUUUCUUCAUCCGCUCUUUCUACGUUGUGUUGUUUUAAAACAAUGUGAAUGAUGUGAAACCGUAUUACGAACGUACCGUGCGUGUAUUCCUAUUAAAUGUAAAGAAAGUUAAACCAUUACUAAAACGCACACUGUUGACUAAUGAAAAUUGCCGGGAAACUCUUGGAAAAUAUCCUUUGUAAUAGCUUUGUUCGAUUUCCUGCAGUUCUAAAACUGUUUCCAGGGACAGUUCAGUUAUUUUCUGUAAACAUGAACAACACUUUGCGAGCAUAGUAUAGUACUUACUCUUAAGCGGAGACCGAUUUUGACAGUUUUCAAACGGUUCUCAUGUGGUUUCAUAAAAAAACUACAUCACUCAGUCCAGAGAUGGUUCUAAAAUAACUCUGUUCAUCGGGAUGUCGAAUGAAGCUAUUAUGUAGCAGUGUUUUGGUUAGUUCCUCAUGCAAUGUAGAGGUGGAUUUUACUCCUUACUGACAAAUACCUAAACUAUGGUCCCUGCUCUCGAACGAGUUGUGUUUUAGGUUAGUUGGUUCUGAUUCUGUUCGAGGAUUAUUUCGUAUUUUUAAUACUUUCAAUAAUAUCACUCCCAGUCUUUUCCAUUCAAAAUAAGUAACAAAAAACUCCAAUAGCCUCAAAUUUGUAUUUUCAUACGUUAUAUUAGUGAUGACGUAGCAUCGGCCAUUUUAGUUGUUAGCUUUCGGCGUUUGAGAUGCACACUACUUUAUUAAGCUUCAACAAAAGCUGGGAAAGAAUCGCGAUGAACUUUAAUUAGCAGCUUUGGGUACUAUUUUUUAAUACGGUGACGUCAGAAGAGUGCAAAAUCCACCGCUACGCCUCUAUUCUAUGUCCAUUAAAGCCUAUCCACCCGCUACCACGGAAACAAACGCAAAUUAUCGGCAUUUCAUUGAUUUCUUAGUACGACGGUUACUGUUGAAGAGACUGCAAGAAACUAUUAUAUCAAAUUCAUAUCAAACCACUCGACUAGCCAUACUUACUGUCCCUAGUACCGUAGGUAGUAAACUUUAAGGAACCAUUAGGAGAGAAUGUGAUUAAUGGCUUUAGAAAGCAAAUUCGGAAAGUUGCAAGCAAGCAAAUUUCGUUUUUAUACGUUAUUAUUAUUCUUAGUAUUUACAAAACUUCUGGAUUCCUGGUUGUCGUUAAAUUAAACUUGAUGACCUUUCCCCAAUCAUCCUGUCGGCUUAACUGAAACUGCAGAAGCCGUGAAUAAGCCUGCAGGAUGAUCCGUGAAACGUCAGCAAACGACAGUAGUCUGUGGAAGUUUCGGUGCAAUAUUCUUCUUCUUCUUUUUCUUUCAUUCACUUGAUUCACUUCCUAAUAAUCUGACUUGGAAAAUAUUUUUAAAUGUUGUAGAUGCAGAAUUAUAGCUCUAAAUCUGUCUAUAUCUGCGCUUGUUUCUCACGGAGUGGUUAUAUAUAUACUCGCGUUAUAAGUUAGUCAAAUCUGAUUGCGUUGCAUUUAACUGUCAAAAAGAAACUAGUAUGAAAGAUUCGUAACCUCAAAACGCAAUAAAAAUUGCUCAACCCGCGUGUUUGGUGACAUUCAAAUGCGAGUCUUCGACAAGAUUUGACACGAACAGAUGAAUACUCAUUCAAUCGAUUGUUACUUCUAAGGAUUAUUACUACAUUUAGAUACGAUAUGAUAAGGUGCCUAAUAUCCAUAGAAUUUCGACGAUUUUUAUCUAAUACUUCUAACAAAUUCAACUAAACUUUACUCUCCUAAUCUCCCCGGCUUUCAAACUCCAUAUACGAGGCAGGAAUGGAGUUUAACGUAUCGCGACGUUAACGAACGAUGAUGUACUGUAAAUAAAACUUUGAGUAUUUAAGUCCUAGGAAUUUAACGUUUCACAGAUCUAACAUUGGAAAUGAAAUCCGAUUAUAGACACCUUCUAGCGAUAUAGAGAAUCUCCCGUUUUGUAUAAUCUACAAUUUGUUUUCUUCGUUCUGUUGUGUAAAAAAGAUGUAGGUAGGAACUAGGUUUUUGUAUCAUAGGUUUUGGAUUUUUGUUAGAGCUAUAUUAAUAAAAUGGCGUAUAUUUGGA
Molecule: messenger RNA, 8778 nt
Organism: Cylas formicarius (sweet potato weevil)
Lineage: Eukaryota; Metazoa; Arthropoda; Insecta; Coleoptera; Brentidae
Product: neurexin 1
Exons: 24
Coding region: 495-5369 (1624 amino acids)
Source: RefSeq, a predicted model, not a curated record